UGCUUUGCUUUGUCUUGUUCAUCACCCUUUCCUUCGUCACUAGGCUGUUCGCCGGGGAGCCCGUGGAGGAGGAGGAGCAGCAGGAGCAGCAGCAGGCGAUGUGAGAUUGAUCUCCUCGUUGCCCACCCGCCGCCUGUUUUCCCCCACAUUGCAUCGGGAUCAUGCUGAAGGGAGUCUUGGGCAGCGUUGCAAUGGAGUCUCCGUCGCCUGUGGUGGAUAUGGGAGUUUUGGACCCCGACCUGCUGCAGCUCCCUGCGGACUUCUCCUCUGCAUCUCCUUCCCCUACCCAUUCUUCGUCCGCAUCCUUGCACGGAGCCAGCAAGCCUGGAGCACUCUGUAAGUUGCUCUUGGACGAGCUUUUCGCGCAAUGGAUUUCGCUGCCCGACGCGCAACGUCUGGUUUCGAAUCUUCUGGAAGAAGCGAAAGCUGGAGCAGGACCCCUCAACGUUGGCUCAUCACUUUUGCCAACUCAUCUUUCUGUAGCAGUGGGGAAUACUCCGCCAUUGUCUCCUCGAAGCUCUGGAUCUCCAAUGUCUCCAAGGUCUCCUUUCAGCAGACGAGCAGGAACUAGUCACUUGAUGCGGGACUCUCCGUUGAAGAAAAGUAGUGAACCUAUUCGAGAAAUCAUACCCCAGUUUUAUUUUCCGCAUGGACCUCCGCCAUCGAAGGAUACGACCGAAUCAUGCAUGGCUCGCAUUAAUCAGAUAUUUGGAGCCCAUCCAGAAGGUCUACCUGCAUCAGCUUUUACAAGUGUCACCAAGGAUGUCUGCAAGUUGCCAUCCUUCUUUUCAAGUUGUUUAUUCAGAAAGAUCGAUGUCAACAAUUCAGGCCUAGUGACGAGGGACAAGUUCAUAGAAUAUUGGGUGGACCAAAAUAUGCUAGCUAUGGACACUGCAACUCGCAUUUUUACUAUUUUGAAGCAAACUGACAAGAAUUUCCUCAGACAGGAGGACUUUAGGCCUAUUUUAAGAGAAUUGCUGUUGACGCAUCGCGGUUUGGAAUUUCUUCAUGAUACCCCAGAGUUUCAAGACAGAUAUGCUGAAACUGUGAUCUACAGAAUAUUCUACCAUGUAAAUAAAUCUGGGAAUGGUCGGCUACAACUUAGAGAGUUAAAACGGAGUAACUUAAUUACUGCUCUUCAGCAAGUGGAUGAAGAAGAAGAUAUCAACAAAGUGUUGCGGUACUUCUCAUAUGAACAUUUUUAUGUCAUAUAUUGCAAAUUCUGGGAGCUGGAUUCAGAUCACGACUUUUUGAUAGACAAAGAUGACCUUCUUCGAUAUGGAAAUCAUGCUCUCACCUACCGAAUCGUGGAGCGUAUCUUUUCCCAGGUUCCAAGAAAGUUCACCAGCAAAGUAGAGGGGAAGAUGGGUUAUGAGGACUUCGUGUGGUUCAUUCUUUCAGAAGAGGACAAGUCUUCAGAACCUAGCUUAGAAUACUGGUUCAAAUGUGUGGACCUGGAUUGUGAUGGUGUGAUAACACCAAAUGAGAUGCAAUAUUUUUAUGAGGAGCAACUUCAUCGGAUGGAGUGCAUGGCUCAGGAGCCUGUUCUUUUUGAGGAUAUCGUUUGUCAAAUGGCAGACAUGAUAGGACCUGCGAAAGAGGGGCAACUGACACUUAAGGAUUUGAAGCGAUGUAAAUUGUCUGGGAACUUCUUCAAUAUACUCUUCAAUCUCAAUAAGUUCGUUGCUUUUGAGACUCGUGACCCCUUCCUCAUCCGUCAGGAGAGAGAGGACCCAUCAUUAACCGAGUGGGAUCGGUUUGCACACAUGGAGUACAUUCGGCUUUCAACAGAGGAAGAUGGUGAGGAUGCUUCCAACGGCAGUGCUGAAGUCUGGGAUGAGCCUGGCUAUGAAGCUCCAUUCUAACCUUUCGUUCUCUCACAACGUUCAGACAUUUGAAGCUUCAAAGCAGACGAUGACGGCAUAAUGAAAUGCCUGCUGAGUUUUUUAGAAACUGGUCUGUGCAACCCUUAAAUGGUUUUCCUUUUAAAUCGUCGAGCAUUUUGUUUGAGUGAGCAUCCUACCUCGAGGACCUGGGCUUUAUUGAAACACCAUACAAUGCAUGUGACAUUUGUACAGUUUGCAAAUGACAGCACUGCAUCUCCUAAAUGUCCUGUCUCUCAGGUCACCAGCUCGCCAUGUACAGGUGCUACCUUAAAACCAAUUUCUUGUGCAAGAACCAAGGACAACUCCACUAUGACAACCAACAAAUUGAGGCCUAUUUCUGCGAAGGUCCGCUGUCAGAAAUCUAUCUACUCGCUUGCUCAACAAGUUAGUUUGCCUUGGUAUAGGCCGCUGAGGUAGCCCUCUUGGCUUCAGGGCCAUUUUGUUUGUGACGGUGUAGUUACUGCAGUGGAAUUGGUGUUGGACAUCUCUGGCCUUCUGAAAUUUUUGUAGGUCCUUCGAUGCUCUCCGCAACAUUAUAUGGCUGAUUUUCUACGCAUGUAGCAGCCUGUCUAGGAUGGUUACGUGGACAUGGUCCUGUUACUGAUAUCGGGCCGGAACCAUGUAGUAGUUGAACAGGUAGGCAGUAAGAUCCGCACUACACCUAAUUCCAUGUUCUAAUUUUUUUAUUCCUGUAGAACUUACGUUUCAGAUUCUAGUCGAUAACCUUCAACUUUUGACUGGUUCAGUUUAAGAUUGGGAAUAGUAUUAGAUAGUGAAAUGGUUCCUCCGCGUUGCUAAAUACUGCAGGAAGCAGCCAUCUGUUCAAAUGAAUGGGUGAUUGCUCCCAUUGGCUUACAGUUUGAGGUGCCUUGGACAGGUUCAACAGAAAUCUAUGUCAAUGUGUAAACUACUUGCACUUUUAUAUGGCAUUCAGAAUGUCCUGAUUGCUUAUAGACUCUACCUUAGACUCAUCAUUGGACCCCAAAUCAAUUAUAUUAGGUUUUUAAUUC
Molecule: messenger RNA, 2896 nt
Organism: Physcomitrium patens
Lineage: Eukaryota; Viridiplantae; Streptophyta; Bryopsida; Funariales; Funariaceae
Product: serine/threonine protein phosphatase 2A regulatory subunit B''beta
Biological process (GO): protein dephosphorylation
Cellular component (GO): protein phosphatase type 2A complex
Molecular function (GO): calcium ion binding; protein phosphatase regulator activity
Source: RefSeq, a predicted model, not a curated record